UCAGGUAAUCCACGUUCCAUGCAUGUACCAAGAUUGGGCCUCUUAGGUGGUGGAGAAAGCUCGUUAGUGACUCAGCCAUCCAAUUGGAAUGGAAGCCAAGGUCCAACUAGCACAGUGACUUCUUGGGGAGGAAGCCGGCCAAAUAGUUCCUCAGACUUGCCUGGAAGCUCAAAUUCAGAAAAUAUGGUAGUAGAUGGAGAUAUGAAUUUUUCUGGAAUUCUUGGUGCUACAGGUGGUACAGACUUUGCAGACUCGAAGCAAGGAGGAAACAGCAAUGCCUUUAGACAAGAUCAUGCCAUUCCACCACCUCGAAUGGGACUUUUGGGUGGUGGUGAAGGCAAUAUGAAUACAGGAUCCAAUGGCUGGGUAAAUGGUGGCAAUAAUGGAAACCAAGGCUCAGGUUGGGGAUCUGGUGGUGUGAGAGCAAGUACAAACAAUCCUGUGACCGACUCGGGUGCUGGUACAUCACCAACAAAACCUCAAGGUUCAUGGGCACAGGCAGCUGGAAAAGGUUUGAACUCUGCAGUUCCUCCUGGUGCAUCCAAUAGUGCAAGUGGACAAAACAAUUGCCCACCUAUGACACAAGAUUCUUCUUCUACCCAAAGUGAAGGCGGAAAUGCAGCUAGAGAUCGUGAGCAGGAAGCAAAAGAAUUGAGAGUUAAAGCGGCUUACAGUGAAGGAUGGGGUCAAAAUUCUGUUAAUCAAGAAACAUCUUGGGAUGUCCCAAUCAGCCCACCACCAGAAGGGGGAAAAGAGCAACCACCUUCAGCUGUAUGGCGUGCUACUGUCAACAAUGGUACUGAAAUUUGGGAGAAUAAUUUGCGCAUGUCCAAGGGUGCCGGGUCAUCGGCACCUGUUCCAACUACGUCCGCUCCACCUUGGGGUCACACUCCUGCUACUAAUAUUGGAGGUCAUUGGGGUGAUGAUGAUGCUUCAAACAUGUGGAGUGGUGUACCGCAGAAUCAAAAUCCAAAUUCUUCAAAUUGGCCUGACUCAAAUGCCCCAAGUUCUGCUAACAUGUGGGGUGGCUCUGUGCCAAACGAAAAACAUUGGAAUUCUGGCAAUCAGUCAUCUUGGGGAGAUGCUACUAGUGGAUCGCCUGAUAAUGGGACUUCUGUUUGGACAGCCAGUAAAAAUCGUCAGAUGUCUAAUUGGUCACCAAUGGCUACUCCAAAGAAAGAGAUGCCGCCAUCUGGGUGGGAAGAACCAUCUCCUCCUCAAAACAGGCGGGCAGUUGGAGGUAAUUAUGAUGAUGGAACUGCUGCAUGGGGAAACCCUGGUAGACAAGGAAAAGUUUCACACUGGAAAGAUGCUCACCCUUCCAAGCCUAUAAUGAAUUCUAACAACAGCAUGGUGGGCCCAAAUAAUAUGUUUGCUAAUAUGGGUGGAUUACCUCCCUCAGGUCCUGGAAUGAUCCGACUGCCGGCUGGUGGCAAAGGUGAUGGGAACUCGAGCUGGAACAAACAGCCUCCUCCUCUCAAUCGCAACUCAAGCUGGCAAGAUAUGCCGCCUCAUCGGGACUCUCCCACCAUAAGCAACUGGGGUGAUGAAAGUCACUUGCAUAACAGCCAGAUGAAGAAUCUUCAAGGUGGACCUUACAAUGUUGGGUGGAACGACCAGUCUAGCAACCAAUUAUCCUAUUGGGGUGCUAAGCCAAAGGCAAAUGCAAAUUGGGCAGAUGGCCAAGUUGAUACUAGUUCUUGGCUUGGUCCUUCUAAACAGGGUGGAAAACCAUUGUGUAAAGACAUUAUACAUGCCAGCAAGCAAUUCCGAAUUCUUACAGAACUGGGUUUUAGAAAGGAAGAUGUUGAAAAUGCAUUAAGAAACAACAAUAUGAAUUUGGAUGAAGCUGCAGCUGAACUGCAAGCAGUGAAUAAUGGAGUGAUGGAUGUUGAUAGCUUUACUGGGCGUAAAGUUCGUCCUGCCAACAUGUAUGAGGAUAUGUCAAUGUCUGAUCACACCCUUGAUUCUUCAUUUGCUUCCAAUACUUUCCAUGGACCUAACAACUUUCAAAAUGCAAUGAAUUUCUCCAGUGUUGGUGGCCAUUCUUUCAAGCAAGCACCAAAGGGUACAAGUGCCAACAACAAUCUUCUUAACUCUGCUCUUGGAGGUCAGAGUGCUGCUGGGUCUAUGAGCAAUAUAUCUCCAGCUCUGUUGCAAAAGCUUCUUCAACAACAACAACAACAGCAGAAUAACCUUCCUGCUAUUGGAAGCCCAAAAUUUCCUACUAGUGCUCAACUUCGUCAUUUGGUGCAGCAAAUACAAAUGGCAGUCCAGGCUGGCCAUUUGAACGCUCAGAUCCUUAACCAGCCAUUAGCUCCUCAAACUCUUCAAUUCCUAUAUCAGCUCUUACAACAAAUCAAAGUUUUAAGCCAAUUGCAAUCGCAACAAGUUUUACAGAGUAGUCAUGUGUCCAAGCAAGGGUUGCCUAACUCAAAUUCUGCUUUACAAUUAAGUGUUCAAGUUGCUCAAACCAAACAAAGAAUCAACAAUCUUCAAAACCAAAUUUGUGCUAAUCAAGCUCUAUAUCUCAAACAGAUUCCACAACAACCUCUCCCGCAGCAUCAUAACACUCAACCUUCACUUGACAUCUUCAAGCCCAAUGUUGAAGCAAUGUCUGGGCUUCAUCAUGAGUUUCGUUACCUCUCAAUCAUAGAUGUACCACAUCAAAACCACCAGUCCCGUCUCAAUCAAUGGAAGCUCUCCUCCAGUGAAAAGGAUGAAAAUUCAAUGGUCCCCCCCGGAGAUUUGAAUCAAGGUUCUGUCGGAGGAAAUUCUGAUUUUAGCCGUGCCCCUGGAACAAUGAAUUCAAAAGUCACUAGCAGCACUCCUAAUUCAGGGUCCACUUUACAUCCACUUCUGGACCAGAGUGAUAGCACUUGGUCUGGCUUAUCCACCCGUUCACAUGGAGAAUCUGGUUGGCCUGAGGUUGUGCAGUCUUCCACAGAGAAUGCAAACACUUCUAAUAACGAUCCAACUUCAAUUGGUAAUGGGCAAUCAUCUGAUAACAAAGAUAGCACUGGGCCUACAACUGCCUCUGGUUCAUCUCAUUCUUCAUACAAUUUGACAGAUCUGGUGCCCGAGUUUGAACCUGGAAAGCCAUGGAAAGGUACACAGUUGAAAAAUAUUGAAGAUGACCCCCACAUUACUCCAGGAAGUAUUGCUAGAUCUCCUUUAUCAGUCUACAAUAUAAAAGAAUCGAAUCUAUUUUGGCCAUCCAAAACUAGUCCUGCUAAUACCAGUAGUGAGACAGCUGGUAGUCUUACAUCAAGCACCUGGGUAUUUAAUCCAGCAACCUCGGCCAGUCAUAAUAGCUCAAAUGGGACAGCCAAGCCUGGAAAUGGAAAACCAAGCUGGGGCUCUGAUUUUGGACCUGGAUCUUCAGAUUUAUGGGGAUCAUUGUCCAAGUCUCGCAAUCCACCUCCCCCAGGAUUAACUACUACUCAAGGCUGGGAUCGUCCACAGUGCUCAACUUUCUUGAUUUUGAGAAAUCUGACUCCUCAAAUUGAUGGAUCAACAUUGAAAACUCUCUGCAUGCAGCAUGGUCCAUUGCAAAUGUUUCACUUAUUUUUAAACCGUGGGGUUGCUUUAGUUCGCUAUUCUACCCGUGAAGAAGCUUCCAAGGCCCAAUCUGCUUUGAACAACUGUGUCUUAGGAAACACUACCAUGCUUGCGGAUAUGCCGAGUGAAGGCGAAAUUCAGCAGUACCUCCAACAAGUGUCUUCUGGUCAGGCUGGAAGCAAUACCUGGUCUUCUCAACAGCCACAACAACAGAGUGCUGGGGGCACUACUGGCUUCCAUGGCUCUAGUUCAUCUACAUUCUAUGGGGGAUCUGCCAAUGGAGCCGGUGGUUCCAACUGGAGUGGGAACGUCUCCACUUCACAACUCUGGUCAUUCUCUAACCCUAGCCUCUGGGGUACAUCUCAGCCAAGCAAUGAUCAUGAUGCAAGUACAAAUCCUAUGAAUUCUUACCUUCCUGGUGAUCUUCUAGGUGGUGAACCUAUGUGA
Messenger RNA from Uloborus diversus, 4008 nucleotides. Its product is annotated as protein Gawky-like. Gene Ontology annotation, molecular function: protein binding; RNA binding. Gene Ontology annotation, cellular component: P-body; nucleoplasm. NCBI's taxonomy places the organism in Eukaryota, Metazoa, Arthropoda, Arachnida, Araneae, Uloboridae. Gene Ontology annotation, biological process: miRNA-mediated gene silencing by inhibition of translation; positive regulation of nuclear-transcribed mRNA poly(A) tail shortening. The record is from RefSeq and is a predicted model, not a curated record.